This is a messenger RNA of Polyodon spathula (Mississippi paddlefish), 5340 nucleotides long. Its product is annotated as zinc finger protein basonuclin-1-like. The transcript is spliced from 5 exons. Gene Ontology annotation, biological process: regulation of transcription by RNA polymerase I. The record is from RefSeq and is a predicted model, not a curated record. The coding region runs from base 45 to 3194 and encodes 1049 amino acids. NCBI's taxonomy places the organism in Eukaryota, Metazoa, Chordata, Actinopteri, Acipenseriformes, Polyodontidae. Gene Ontology annotation, cellular component: nucleus.
CGAGUGAGAGCCUGAGCCCAGCAGAGAAUCGCUGCAUUGAUUGAAUGCAUUACUCGGGCAGCCGGAGCACAGAGGUACACUCUCUCCAGACUGCAGUCGGAGUGCCUCGAGCCUUUCUGAUGCCUUUUGAUCACGUCUCUGUGAAAGAUGAGUGUCAUGCCCUCUUCCAGCCAGCUGUGUGGGGGGACUGCCCUGUGACUCUGGGGAGAAUGCUCAAACACACCACGCUGAGGGGAGAGGCUGUACCAGAGGCUAUCUGCUGCACCCUGGUAAAUUGCAACUGUGAGUGCUUUAAACCAGGAAAGAUUAAAAUAAGACAAUGUGAACAGUGCCAGCAUGGAUGGGUAGCACACGCUUUAAGCAAGCUUAAAGUGCAUCACCUGUAUCAAGGCAGUCAGGUGGAGAUAGUCCAGUCGAACGUGGUCUUCGAUAUCAGCAGUCUGAUGCUAUAUGGAACCCAAGCUAUUCCAGUCCGACUUAAAAUUCUCCUUGACCGCCUCUUCAGUGUAUUGAAACAGGAGGAGGUCGUCCAGAUCCUCAAUGCUUUGGACUGGACCCUACAGGAUUACAUUCGAGGAUAUGUCCUUCAGGAUGCCACAGGAAAAGUACUGGAUCGCUGGGCCAUUAUGACCUAUGAAGAGGAGGUCGCUACAUUGCAACAAUUUCUUCGUUUUGGGGAGACCAAGUCAAUAGUGGAGCUCAUGGUCAUCCAAGAUAAGGAAGGACAAGCAAUAGCUGUGUCAAACUCCAGAACCGAUUCAGACAUUCGGGCAUUUAUAGAAAGCAAUUCCCACAGAAGCCCUAGCCUUUCUGCUAACAUUGAAAAAGUCACCUCUAGCAACAUUCACCACUUUGAAAACUUUAUAAACAGUAUGGCCUUCAUGCUGCCGUUUCAGUUUCUCAGCCCUGUCCCAACGGCUCCUGUGAUCGGCUCCUCGACAGAUGCUUUCCUUUUCGAGCAGGGUCACAGACAAAGCCACAAAACCAAGCAAGAAGUUCAGAUUCCUGCGACUGAGAGCAGCCUCUUGGGUUCCAGUUCUGCUUCAGUUGCAUCAGACAAUGAAAGAAACUGGAACUCCCACCAAGAAACUGCCACCAAAGUGGAAGCAGAGGAAUUCCCUGGCAGCGAUGAGUAUUCCGAGGCUCCUUCGACUCCAUGCAAUGCCUCUGUCAGUUCCGAGGUGGCACAGAUGUCCCCGGAGACCAGCAUGCGAUCUCCUGACAAAAACAAUGGCAGCGGGCCAAGGAAGGGACGGGUUUACUGCAGCGCCUGUGAAAAGACCUUUUAUGAUAAAGGAACGCUCAAGAUCCACUACAACGCUGUUCACCUCAAGAUCAAACACAAGUGCACAAUACAGGGCUGCAACAUGGUGUUCAGCUCCCUGCGUAGCCGCAACCGGCACAGCGCCAACCCCAACCCCAGACUCCACAUGCCGAUGAAUAGAAACCACCGGGACAAAGACAUGAGAGGCCACUCAUCUGCAGAUGUCACACCUGACGUUGAAAAAAAGCUUGAUUUCAGUGCCAGUGUGCCGACAGACGGCAGGUCCAUUUCUAGCUAUAUACAAAGCAGCUUCCCCAACGUUGGGCAGAGUGGGAUACUGUUUCCAAACCUGAAGACCGUCCAGCCUGUACUGCCUUUUUAUCGCAGUCUAGUCACUCCAGGCGAGCUUGCCAACACCCCAGAUACCCUGCCUUCGUUACCUCUGAUUUCUUCAUCUCUUCCAGAGCAGCCUGUGGCAGAACUGUCCUCUGAUCCCGUACCAAAGAAAAAAUCUCGCAAAUCCAGCAUGCCUAUUAAGAUAGAGAAAGAAUCUGUUGAGAGUGUCGGCGAGCUCGGCGAAGACGAUAGCUCGGGGGACGACAUUCCCCUGCAGAUAAGAGGCAAAGGUGAAUCCGCAAGUGAAAGGUUUGAGAAACAAACUGCCCACCAAGAGAACAGCAGUGUCAUUCAGUCAACAGACAGAGACAUUUCAACAGCUUCACUCCACAGCCACGUAGACCCCAAAUCAAAUCGGGAUUCAAAUAUCACUGAAGAGAGAGAAGAUCAAUUGUACCACUUGGGAAAUGGGGUUAAAUGUGUGCUGGAAGGAACUGUAAUCUCGUGUGCCCCUGAAAAAAACCAAAAGGAAAGUAACGAUCUUCUUAAACUGGUACACAUGUCCAAUGUGGAAAGCUGUGCAAAAAAGGAGCCAGAAAUUCAUCCAUGUGACGUUGAUUAUGUGGAAAAUGAGCAUGGAGUACAAAACGGGGGGUUCUUCCGAAUUUUAACUGCUAAUAAAGAAACGGCAGAAAGUGCCACAGACUCCGCAGUCAUGCCUUGCAUGGCACCGCAUUUGCUUUGCUCAAACAAAGAAGCAGCCCUUCAUCACUGUGAGAUCUGCAGUAAGACAUUCAAAAACUCCUACAGUGUGAAAAUGCAUUACAGGAAUGUGCAUCUGAAAGAAAUGCACAUGUGCACUGUCGAGGGCUGCAAUGCAGCCUUUCCCUCCAGGAGAAGCAGAGACAGGCACAGCGCCAAUAUGAAUCUGCACCACAAGCUGUUGACCAAAGACCAAUACGGAACCCCAAGCUCACUCUUCCCCACCCCGGCUCCUUGCAGAGACCUAGCUAAAGAUUUCCACCCAGACACACUUUUAAGGGAACACGUUGCACAGACUUCCGUGAUCUUUAAAGGAGCGAACAGGAUGGGUCUGGUUUUUCCAAUGAGUAAGAGCAUGGAGAGCUCCUUUUCUCCCCUGGGAGGGAGCCCCAUGGAGGAGGAGGCUGUGCUGGAUCUGAGCACCACUUCCAUCCUCAAAUCAGGAAGCAGCACCCACUCCUCCUGGGACUCUGACGGGGGGAGCGAGGACGGCAUCCCCGUGGAGGACAGCGAUGAAAGCUGCGAAGGGUUAAGUCUGACGCCAAAAGAGGAGCUGCAUCAAAACCUGGCUUUGAUUGAGAGAACCAGUGACUGCUUUACACACCACUUGCCAGCUGGCUCUCCAAUAACUUGCCAUAUCUGCCAGAAGGUGUACAGCAACAAAGGAACAUUCAGGGCUCACUACAAAACUGUGCACCUCCGUCAGCUGCACAAGUGUAAAGUUCCUGACUGCAACACUAUGUUCUCAUCGGUACGAAGUCGAAACAGACACAGCCAGAACCCUAAUUUACAUAGGAACAUGAGUAGUGGCACAACCAACGAGCAGCUGUAAGCAUGUGGUAUGUGUAUUUAAAUGCCCCAUCAAAAAUCUGGAUUCAAGUAUUUUAAGCUAAAAUAACACACACUUUUUAUUAUUAUUAUUAUUAUUAUUAUUAUUAUUAUUAUUAUAUUUUUUUUAUUUAUUCAUGCAAGCCGCUAAUAAAAUGUUCAGUAAUGUGGGAUCAAUUUCAGUCUUGCUAACGGCAAAGCCAUUAUGCCUCGUGGGCAGGUGCUAUAAUUAUUUGGGAUUAGAUGUUUAUCUUGAUUAGAAUAUAGAUAAGUGCUGUAUAUUAUGGUGCUUGCACAACCACUUUUUGUUUUAGUUUCUCCUGAUUUUUUUUUUUUUUUUAUGGAUUCUAACACAACUUUAACCCAGUCAUUGCAUGAGUAGGGAACGACGAAAAAUGCACUUUGAUAAAUUCAGCUGGUUAUGACACAAAAAAAGAAAAACGAGACUGAAGUUUGUACUGUGUAUCCUACUCCUAUAGUCUGCGACUGCGUUCAGAUGUAACGGCGAUAUGGCACUGGGUGUAGAAUUUUAUAUAGAGAGAGAAACAAAGCUAAACAGUGGCACCCCUAUAACAGUUUACCAUAGUAAAAGCAUAGCAAAGUGUAAUAGAGCAUAGUGAAAGCAUGCUAAAGCAUAGGUAAGCAUUGUAAAGAAGAGAGGAAUGGUAAAGCAUAUUAAUAAACAUGGCAAACUAGGUUAAAUUAUAGUAAAUGCGCAGUAUAACCAUGGGAACAACCAUGGUACGCUUUUAUCAGGGCAGACAGACCUGUACUGUACAACAAUGUCCGUCACGUGCAACAGGCCUGCACUUGCUACUCCUAAUACAAAAAACAAAGUGAAAAGAAAGAAAAAAAAUUCCCUUAAUCCCUGAAGUGGUCCGUAUCCUUUACCUAUUGUCACCUUCAUUUUGCAAAGGAAGAAAGAAGAUCCUCUUCAUGCAAACUGAAAAUCUUAGCUUUGUAUCCGAGAUCUCUGUUCUCCUUUCUAAGCACUUAUUUGAUUAUCAAGACUUUGCUUGCGUUACGCUGUCUGCAAAGUUUCAUUCAUCAUAAAGCAUAUAAUGGUACCAUAUUUGGCUUCCAAAAGCUUUACCUGGAAUUUCUUCUAUUGCUACACAUGUUAAUAGUAACUGUGCCAAACAGGGUGCUUUACCUGUGUCUGUUUGUGUGUAGUUUACCAAACAAGUGUCUGGAGUUUUCAGUGCAUUGUUAUGUUUUUUAAUAAUAUGCUGUAGUCUCAGUGAAGCUGUAAAAUUGAGGUCUGUUAAGUGGCAUUUUUGUAUCUUAAUCGUAGGAGACACUUGUUUAUAGAAAAUUGUGUAGCAUUCUUGAUGAAUAAGUUAUUGUUUGGUGGGUAAUCAUUCUCUUGUUAUGAUACGAAAGAGGCUAAAGUUGACCAAAGAUUUUUAUUACUUUUAUGAAACCACUAAAAGCUCUAUGCGUGAGGAAAGCAGUAUUAAAUUGCUCUGUUGAGAUAUUUCAAACAUAUCCAAUGUGUUUCAAAUUGUAUCCAUGGCGAUAGGAAAGCCAGUGUUUGGAAGCCAUGUCACAAAAUAUGGCUACAAUUAACUUGUCAGUCAGCUAAGAAUCGGGUAGGUCAGUGUUCAUCAAACUGUAUAUUUUGUGAUAGGAGAUCAAUCACGUUUCUCUGAAAGAAACCAAAUAAUCUUGUGUUACAUUUUUUUUUUAAAAUAUAUAUAUAAUCUAAUUAAUAUGUGAUGUCUCAACUACAAAAGUCUUGUGGUACAGGGAAGUGUAUUAGUCUCUGUAUCAAAGGCUGUCCAAAAAUAUAUAUUUCUCAGAUUGACAUUUUAUCUUUUAAAGCUGUUUUCUAAAUUUGUAAGGUGACAAGCUGCUUUUUGCAUCAUUUCAAUUUCUCUUUUUUUUUAUGAUUGUCAAGUUGAAGAUUUUGUAGUAAAACAAGAAGAAAUGAAAAGCAAAGAAGCAGGCAGAUGUCAACCCAUUUUCUAAAUAUUGUUGUAGCAGUAUUCAUCCCUUUUGAUUUAAAAAGCCAUAUUUGGUUUGCAUGCUUUUGCUGCGUUCAAUAUUUGUUUUUUUUAUACACAAAGAGCACACUGUGUAGAAGAAAGCUGAUUUAUACAACAUUACAAAACAGAGACAAAUUAAAUGGCUGUAAUAAGUGUUUAAAA